Molecule: messenger RNA, 1777 nt
Organism: Hypoxylon trugodes
Lineage: Eukaryota; Fungi; Ascomycota; Sordariomycetes; Xylariales; Hypoxylaceae
Product: glycosyltransferase family 8 protein
Exons: 2
Coding region: 539-1522 (327 amino acids)
Molecular function (GO): glycosyltransferase activity
Source: RefSeq, a predicted model, not a curated record
CCGAUCUAUCUAUUUCUUUUAAGUUUAGCUUUACUCUUAGUUCUUAUCAUACUCAAUCUAAGUAUAUUCUAACUUUCCAUGGCGUACCUUUUCUUACUUCUUCCCGCCCUAAUCUAUGAAUUGAGUACCCGGCUAAGUUAUAUAAGGUACAAUAAUGAUGUGAUAGAUGAAGAACCCGAUCCAACUUAAAGGUCCCCUUUUUUUUAUAUUAUUAAUCCUCUUCUCCCGCAAUCUACUAAUCCCAUGGAGGUAAGAUAGAUAGAUACCUACAUAUAUAUAUGCAGGCUAUGACUUUGCGCGAACGCGAUUUGCUGUUCCGAAUCGGUGUAUAUAUACGGUAAGACAAACUACGUAUAUGUACUCGGUGAGAUAUGAUAUAGUCGUAGUACAAGUACAUGCUUUUUUAUUUUUACUCUUCUCCUCUAUCUCCUCUUUGUACACGCGUUCCCCCUCUUCGAUAUUCCCUCGCUCUAUAUAUCCUCAUAUUUUCUCUGAAUUACUAUAACAGAAACGAAAGGGAAAUUGAACAAUAGAUAAGAUGGCGAGCAACGGAGUAAAGAACGGCGUCAAGAAUGGUGAUGCCGGAGAAGACGGGUGGUACGACCCGACUAAGAUCUGGACUACACUAUUGACAAACCGCGGCUAUUUCGGUGGUCUGUUAGUUCUUCAUCACUCCUUACGCCGCCAUCGGAGCAAGUACCGGCUUGUGGUCAUGGUCACACGCGCCGUUGAGGACGAUACCGAAUACAUGGAAGCCUUUGCUGCUGCCGGCAUUCCCACGAUUGUCGUCGAUAAGAUCGAGCCUGCACCUCGUGAUGGCAAGAUUAAUAAGGGUACUUGGGAGAAGCUAGCUCCUUGGUCUUUCACGCAAUAUAAGCGCGUGGUCCUCCUUGACAGCGACCAGAUCAUCUUGAAAAACAUCGACGAUAUGAUGGACGUCGAGAUUCCCGACGGCUGGAUCGCAAGCACGCACGCCUGCACAUGCAACCCGCGCAAGUUGCCUCAUUACAGCAAAGACUGGGUUCCCGCAAACUGCGCCUUCACAGCCGCCAACCAGGAGACAGGGCAACCAGCCGCUAUCACACCUCAGAGUCCUAACAACCACCAUCUACUCAACAGUGGCACAGUAAUCCUAGAGCCGUCAAAACAACAGUACGAUGAUCUGAUUCAUGCCAUGAACACGCACCCCGACGUGCCGAACAUGAUCUUCUUCGACCAGGACCUUCUCGCCAUCGUGUACCGCGGAAAAUGGAAGCCCAUUCCGUACUACUACAAUGCGCUGAAACCGAUGCGCGAUUGCCAUUCUGGACUUUGGAAAGAUAGCGAUGUGAGGAUUUUGCAUUAUAUCUUGAAUAAGCCAUGGAAGAGCCGCGCGUAUGAUGCGAAUGAUACGAUUGAAUCUACGCAUAAAUUAUGGUGGGAUGAGUAUGCGCAGGUUGAGAAGGAGUGGACGGGGAGUGGGGAUGGGAAGAAAAGAGAGUUGUGGAAGAAUGUGGUUGUUCCUGUCGUUGCGCAGGAAUAAUUUUCUUUGUGAAUUUCUUCGUUUCCUUAUGGAGAGGAUCUUGUGAUGGCGGGAGGGAGUGAUUUGUAUACCAUAUAAGUUUACGGCAUAGCGGAGAUAUCCAACUAUGUUUGGACCUUUGGGCAUUUAGGAGGGUGGGCGGUUGGGAUGAGAUUUUAUGAGUAUACUGCACGCAGGAUAGAGUAUUAUGAGCAUUAACUACAGUCCGUGGCGGAUGGUGCCACGUUAUUGAGUUUGACGUAUUGUUUACUUGAA